Molecule: messenger RNA, 567 nt
Organism: Sciurus carolinensis (gray squirrel)
Lineage: Eukaryota; Metazoa; Chordata; Mammalia; Rodentia; Sciuridae
Gene: Dnajc5g
Product: DnaJ heat shock protein family (Hsp40) member C5 gamma
Exons: 3
Coding region: 1-567 (188 amino acids)
Source: RefSeq, a predicted model, not a curated record
AUGGCUCAUCUGGAUGAAGCAGCCCGCAGGUUGUCCAAAACUGGGACAAGUCUCUAUGCAGUGCUGGAGCUUAAGAAGGGUGCCUCACCUGAAGAUAUCAAAAAGGCCUACAGCCAUUCCCCAUCUCCUCCCUACCCUCCUUUUGGGUAUUGCCUGGGUAGGAGACUGGCCUUGCAGUAUCAUCCAGACAAGAAUCCAGGGAACCCUCAAGCAGCAGAAAUCUUCAAAGAGAUCAACACAGCCCAUGCUAUACUGAGCGACCCUAAGAAGCGGAAAAUCUAUGACAAGCAUGGCUCAUUGGGAAUAUACCUGUAUGAUCACUAUGGGGAAGAAGGAGUCACAUACUAUUUUACACUGAAUAGUUGUUGGUUCAAGACACUUGUCCUCCUGUGUACCCUGCUCACUUGUUGUUGUUGCUGCUGCUGCUGCUGUUAUUGCUGUGGAACCCUGCAACCACCUCCUGAGGAGGCGAACAGGAGGAAAUAUCAACAGAAUGUCCGUACUCAGCCUGGGAGAGCAAGUGAGGACCUUAGGCUAGGACUGAGGUCAGAUCUGGUUCAGGAAUGA